Molecule: messenger RNA, 4935 nt
Organism: Scatophagus argus
Lineage: Eukaryota; Metazoa; Chordata; Actinopteri; Scatophagidae
Gene: atf7b
Product: activating transcription factor 7b
Exons: 12
Coding region: 108-1583 (491 amino acids)
Biological process (GO): regulation of transcription by RNA polymerase II
Molecular function (GO): DNA-binding transcription factor activity, RNA polymerase II-specific; cAMP response element binding
Source: RefSeq, a predicted model, not a curated record
GGAAGUGUCAGAGUGUCAACAACGGCCAAGCAGCAGAGCAGCAGCACUGUCCGGAACAGGGAGGGAGGAGUGAAGAGGCUGUUUAAGCUACGGAACAUUUGUAUGAGAUGGGGGAUGAUCGACCUUUUGUAUGCACUGCCCCUGGAUGUGGGCAGAGAUUCACGAAUGAAGAUCACCUUUCGGUUCACAAACACAAGCAUGAAAUGACAUUAAAAUUUGGUCCUGCCAGAACAGACUCCGUCAUCAUUGCGGACCAAACUCCCACACCAACACGUUUCCUGAAGAACUGUGAGGAGGUUGGGCUAUUCAAUGAGCUGGCCAGCUCCUUUGAACAGGAGUUUUGCAAAGCACAGGAAGAUGAGCAAAAGACAAAACACCCGGUUGCACCUUUACAAACACCAUCUGAAGUUAAAAUUGAAAACGAGGGUCCUUUACAAGUUGAUUCUUCCCCUCCUGGAAGUCCAGAUUCCUCGUCCAGCAUGUCCGAUGACAGCAGAGACUCAAGGGUGAUAGGCAAGGACAUUCUCCCAAAGCCUGUGGCAAGUUCUGCUCCCACUCCAACCAUUGUACGUCCAGGUUCCCUUCCCCUCCACCUGAGUAAUGACCCACUUCACCCAACUCUGCCAUCUCCAACAUCUGUCAUCACACAGGCUCCGCCCUCCAACAGGCAGCUUGGCAGCUCCCCAACAAGCUCUUAUCCACUGAUGAGGCACCUCCCCAAUGGGCAGACAGUCCCUCUCCUGCCCAGUCCUGUGCAGAUGACCUCGGUUAUAUCUCUCGCAAGACCAGUGAACUCAGUGCCUAACAUCCCUGGGAUUCCAGGACCUCCAGUUGGCGGGGCCAGCAGUGGAUCAUCCUCUCCGUCUGGGUUUAGUCUGCAUUCUGAGACCAAGAUGCGGCUGAAAGCAGCUUUAAUUCAUCAGGGCACAGGGGCACAAGAUGGGGCUGGUGGGGGGGCAGGAUCAUCCAUCCCAGCUGUUCCCCAGCGGCAGGAACAGAGCCAGCAGCCCUCUCAAAACUCUGAUGCACCUUCACCUGCCCAACCUCAGGUGUCUCCUGCUCAGCCGACAGGAGGCCGUCGGCGGCGAGCUACAGAGAUGGACCCUGAUGAAAGGAGGCAGCGUUUUCUGGAGAGAAACAGGGCAGCUGCCUCCCGCUGCAGACAAAAGCGAAAGCUGUGGGUUAACUCUCUGGAGAAGAAGGCAGAUGAUCUUGCUAACAUCAAUGUCUCCCUGACUAAUGAAGUAACUCUACUGAGGAAUGAGGUGGCACAGCUGAAGCAGCUCCUCUUGGCCCACAAAGACUGCCCUGUCACUGUAAUGCAGAAGAAAGCAGCUUUCUUAGCAGCUGCAGGAGGAGAGGAAACCUCCAGGGAUACUUCCACCGAGCCCAUCGCCUCCCCAGCAGCAGUUAUCCAGCAUGGGCCGUCACCCCCUGCCUUGGCUUCCAGUCCGGGGGCCACCAUCAACGGGCUGAGUGUCCGCGCUGCAGAGGCGGUGGCUAUGUCAGUCUUGGCUGGCAUGGGAUCGGGCCAGCCGGGAGGGCUCGACAUGUCGUCGCAUUCACAACCAGCCCCGAGAUGAUGUGCUGACGCGGGUAGUCAGUACGAACUCAAGUGGCAUUUAGAGGCCGGACUGGUGCAAAAUGUUGGAAAUGAGGGACCCGCCCUCAACCCCCAUCCCAAAAGCCGCGUUUCCAUCAAACACUUAGAGCGUAGUACUCUUGAAACCCACACCUAACUUGUACGUACAUGUACCUAAGCCCUACAUCUGUUUUGUGUUUCCAUCACAGACGGUUCUCAAAUGUGGGUGGGAAUUUUAACUGGCUUUCAGGGCUAAUUUCACUUCUCCAUGAGCUGGGGAAACAACAGAUGAGAUCUUUAUUGGUCUUGAGAAGCUGCAGCAUUUAGUAACUGACACAGCGUAACCUGUUGUGUACACUUACUGCCAGGUUGACAGCUUAGUGCUAACCUUUUCAUCUGCUUCGCUUCGUUGUCACUUUUCUACCACUCGCUUUCUCUCAUGCUGAACCACACACUCCCUAUGGACACACAUUACACACACUGGGCUACACUACUCUUAUAACAACAGGAACACAAUGGAGGACAUCGAAUGUUUCGUCUUCUUUUUUGUCUGUUUGUUAUUGAUAACAAAAAAGGAAGAAGAAGAAAAGGUAAAGGGGAGUGUGGGGAAUCCUGACCACAAGAUGACUUUGUUCCGUUUCUCUCUGACAAAUCAGUGGUCUGCAGUGUUUUAGCUCCACCUUUUAGUGUCAGCUUAGCUCGCUUGGAAACUCAACAGAGGGGGCAACAAAAAAAAAAAAACUGGACCGAACAUGUUUGCCAUCCAUGACUUUUCCCGAUGUAAACUCGAAAACAACCGUGCAAAUGUGAACUGAACUGAUCCGGACUCCUUGGUGGAAACGCGGCUUAUGAUACUUUCUUCCCCUCACAGCCAAUGAACAUCACACAAAGACACGGCACAGUGCCUCCGUCAGCCCUCCAGUCCUCGCAGGCUCCCUGUUCAGAGAAGUCACUCUCUAUAUGUAAAUAUGAACACAUCGGAUACUCUCUGCAGGGUUUGGGGUCAUUUCUUGCUCAGUUAUGACAGUUGUAAGAGGUUUUAGAUUGGGAUGAAAUGAAAUGAAAUGAAUGAAAAUGUAUGAAUGAAAAUAUUAAAAUCGUGUAUCAUUUCAUUUCAUUUAAAAGUGCAGCUUCAGCCCAACUUUGUCCCACACACUGGCUGUGAUGAGGUUGGUUGCUUUCCAGGCUGACAAUUUUACUUGUAUUUUUCAAGAAGAGAAGAAGAGUAAGAAGAAUAAGAAAAGAUUUUUAUGCCUGAUACUGGUCGUUGAUGUGUUUUGAUGAUGCAGUGGAAGUACAGCGAGAGAUUGUCUGGCAGAUUGCAGUAAAAGGCAGCCUGGAAAACAUCUCUGAUGUUCUUUUGUUGUUUACGUUUCAACCUGUCCUUUAGUUUUCUGUUUGCGUUUCCCUUUUGAGUUAAUUCUCCUUAAAUAUACCUGAUGGUUUAGUCUGCCAAGUGUGUAACAAACCAAAUUGUAGAUGUGUACACAGUUUACCCGGUGAGUGUGUGUGUCUGACUUUUUUUUUUUUUUAAACCACCAUUUUUAAGCCAUUUGGAAUGGAUGUCAUUAUAUUAGUCGUGUAUGUAUCAAACCCUAUUGACUGCAUGGAUUACUCAAGGCUGAAAAAUACCACUGUUUCUUUGUGCUUCAUCAAAUUAUCACUGUUUAUUGAUCUACUUUUUUUUCUGUCUUAUAACGUGAAAUUAUCGAUGCAAAAAUUUUCCUUGUUAUGUAAGGAUUCCAUCCGUGGUCCUGAUGUAACACACUUGAAAUGGUUAGCUUUAGAAGGCCUUUAAAUGAUAAUCAAACAUAAUGGAUUUUAAAUCAUUUACCCUGGCAUUUGAGUUGAGGAAAGAGUAGUGCAAUAUAUUUUUCUAUUGAAUAUCAAUGUUCUUGCAUUUAGCUGAUGUGUUUAGCCCAGCCACUGAGAGGGGUUUGGUCUAUUUCAUUAGAAAGCUAAAGUUAUGAGGUGACCAGAGAAAAUGUGAAGAUGAGUGUUCCUGAAUGAAUGAGAUUGGUGAUUAGUGUUCAUCUGUAGAGAGUUACGGACGUCUUGGAUGCUUUCCAACAUUUGAAAAACUGUCUUGUAUCAUGAAGUAGACAUAAUACUUGUGCAAGGUGCUUCUUUUGAAAUUUAAGUUUCAUAUUUCAGAUUAUUUUAUACCGCAUUGUUCUUCCAGGACUAUCAUAUUGUUUUUUUUUCCCUUGUCACUCUGUUUUUGUUUUUUGUGUUUUUUGUAAUAUGUCUUUGUUUUAAGAUGUUUAUUUUUCUCUGUGGGCAUGUUAGGCUUUUUUUCCUUCAUGUUAUAGUACAACCCUAAUUCUUUUUAAAAAAAAAAAACAAAAAAAAGUUGAGACACAGUGUAAAUUGUAAAUAAAAAUGGAAUUCAGAUACUUGCAAAUCCUUUUGACCUAUAUUCAGUUGAAUACAGUACAACAAGAUAUUUGAUGUUCAGACUGAUUAAUUUGGUUCUUUUGUAAACAUGCACUCAUUGUGAAUUUGAUGAUCAUGUGAGUGCCACUGUGUUACACCACAGGACGUAAUUGUUGAGGUUUUUAAAGUAAAAUUCUUGACUGUUCUUGCUUCAUGUAUGACUUCAGUUGCUUAACAGUUAAUUGCACACAAAGGCAGUACUUUAGCGAUGCCUUCAGAGAUGUGUAAGUUAGCCGUGCCAUGGAUACUAGCACGGCCCCAUACCAUCACAGAUGCUGGUUUUUGACCAUUACACUGGCAACGAUCCAGAUGCUCUUUUUUCCACUUUAGCCCAGAGGACACAACGUCCGCCAUUUCCUUGGCCGCAGUGUGUAUGGAUGUUGUUCAUGCUUGGCUUUCACUUUGUAUGUUUGAGUCUUAAUUUACGUUUGUAGAUGCAGUUGUUUUCCAAAGUGUUCCCAAGCCCAUUUAGUAAGAUCUUUUGCAGUCAUGUCAGCUUUUAUUUCAGUAUUGCCUGAGGGGUUAAAGGUCUCAGGUGGUUUUCGGCAUUGCCCCUCAGGCGCAGAGAUUUGCAGAGAUUAUUGAAGUAGAUGAGAUAAAACGUUGAAAAACUUUGUACUGUUUUCAAAUGAAUAUAUGUUGAAAAGGUUGGCAAACUAUAGGUUGCUAUAGGUCUAUAUUUUACACGGUGUGCCAGCUUAAUUGGAAUUGGGAUUUUAUGUCCCUUCAUUUUAUUUAAGAUGUUAGAUAUCUUUUGUGUUUAACAGAGGUUCCCACAUGAAAGAAAAAAUGUCUGAAAUAUUUCUGUAUUGAUUUGUCAAAUACUCAGGCCUCAAGAUGGGAAAAAUUACUUGUGUAUAGUCUCAACUAAUGAACAAGCUGUCUCGGGCAAAUAAUAAAAUUAAUGAAAAAGAAAA